GCGUACUGCGGAGCAGUUCAUUUCUGUAAUGGCCGAUGUCUGGCGUUGUGGGUGAGUCGGUCUCCUUUUGCAUUCUCGCGUUUACACAAGGAACUGCGUUGCAUCCGAUCGCUCACGGGAGUUCCAUUCGCUGUUUUUGGACGACAAGAAGUGCGAACCAUCCUCCGGUGCAUCGUGAACACGUUGAUACCUAGUAGUGACUCCACCGAGCACCAUCGAGACAAAAAUUCAAAUCUCUGGUGUUUACUCUGUUUACUCGAUAAUCGCGUGCGGAGCGGCUCGUGGAUCCGCAAAGCGACGUUCUCAUCAUCGAAACACGGGUGAUCCACCGUCGUGAUCGCGGCAUGCGGUCCAGAAACGAGGCUCGGAGUCGCGUCGUUCCGGAGUCGCUCAGCUUCGUCCUCGGACAGUAAACAAAAGUGACAGCGUGCGGAUGCCGUUCGGUCAUGCCACCCGCCCCGACAGUAGUAUUUGACGUGUUGUGUCCCUCGCCGAGCCCGAAUUCCUUCACGUGGUUCAAGGUCUUCUAAAAUCAUCUUGACGCCACGCUGCCAACCUGGCCCCAGUGAGUUUCACGCCGCUUUCGCGAUCGAAUGUAUCCCGAGUGUGUUGUUGUCGAUGACAGCGAUCUCGAGCGAACUUUUAUCCGGUUAUUGUGCUCCCCCCGAGGAUUUCUACCAGGAUUUUCGAUAAGAACGACGUAAGCUGGGGUAGCCAAGAGAAAAGGAAUAGCAGACACUACAAUUGCGUUUGUACAAAGUUCUUCCAGGAUAGUACAAGCCUCCACCGAUCUUUUCGAAGGGGAGAGAGAUGUGCCAAGAGUCGUCGUUGCGGAUGUUCCACGUGCUGGAGUUCAUCGACGCCGAUUUACCGCACUGCGUCCCCUGCUAGGACCAUGUCCUUCCGGACGAACGCGUGAUACCACUGCCAAUACGAGGACAGAUUAUACCCGAAAGUACACGCGAUCCUGAGAUGCCGGAUUACCGCCUGAAGGACGUAGCUCGUCGCCUCGCAAGUCUUCCCGAUUGAGCACCGACGACCUCGUUCGUCACGUCCAGCGACAAGACUGAUAAUCCGUGUAAUGCAGCGCGCGGAGGCGACGACCUUCCGUCCCGAUUCAACCUGUACAAUCUGCUCGCAAUAAUGUUCGGCAAGGUGCCACCGUCGAACACACCGGGGCCGCCAGCAACGAACUGUGUGAGGCCCACCGGAACCGCGUGUCUGCCGUGUUUCUCGGUCGACGAGGCGCCGGUCGUCACCGAGGAGAAGAAACAGUGGAGACCGAAGGACUGCGCCCCGGUCGUCUCCGAGGCGCCCGUGGGAGAGGAGAAGCUCCGAAGAUCGAAGGAAACUUGCAACGCUGUCUUCGAGCCGCACUGCGUCAACGAGGACAAACCGAAGCCGAGGAGGAGCAAGGAAACGUCUUCCGAGUGUCCCACGAUCGACGAUAAGAAGCCUUGGAGGUCGAAGGACUCGAGCACCUCGGCGAGCGUGGACGUUACUUCGGGUACUUCGUUCAGGACUGAACCGAAGAACGCUUGCGGUAAAUACUCGAAAGAGACGUGUAGAAAUCUCGUGACGAAGAGUGCCGCGACCAAUGUUAAUCACAAGUGCGCGAAUUCAAACAACUGCAAUUUUGCGAAAUCGUCGACCGGCGCGACGAAGUCGCAGAGGCUCGGUCCGAUCAGUUUGAGCAACUCGAACGUCGAAGGGUCGAGGGAGAAGUCGACGAAGAAGCAUCGCGAGUUUCUCGGCAAAGAGCAACAUCUGCCGGGAGGAAAAUCUCUUUCGAGGGAGGCGCAGAGAAACGUGGCUAUGCUCAAACCUUCCAGCAGGUCUUCCGAGCAUUCGAGCGGGAAAAGUCGACCAGACGACGUGCCGGUCGACGCGUCGAUGGACCUCGUCGCAAUCUCCGCGAUCCAGUCGUCCGUCGAAUCUUGCCAGAAGAAGACGUGCGACAAGGACACCGUGGACGCCGCUGCGUCAACCUGCGAACAGCAGAACUGCAGAGGGGACUUUGUCACUUCCACGCCAGCGAAAGACUGGAUGAAAUCCAAUGGCAACGUGUUGCAACAAAGCUGCGUUGCGUGUCUGCCGAAGGAUCUCCCGACGGAAUUGCAGUUAUCUUUGCCGCGGUACAAGGAUCGAGAAAAGUGCCGCGAUCCAUGGCGACCCACCGAAAUGGAAAGCAAUAUUUGCAACCUGAACGUGUGUCCUGCCGAUAGUUAUCAGGAUACUGGCUCAAAAAGGAGAACGGGUGCUUCCUGCCAAGCUUUGAGGCACGCCGUUGCAUCGCUCAACCGAUUGGACGACUUUUACAUGGAGAAAAUCGGUGCUGGAUUCUUUUCGGAGGUCUUUAAGGUUACUCACAAAGUGACGAGUCAGGUGAUGGUCCUGAAGAUGAACCAGCUGGCCGCGAACAGGCCCAACAUGCUGAAAGAGGUUCAGCUGAUGAACAAGCUCAGCCAUCCGAACAUACUCAGGUUUAUGGGAGUAUGCGUGCACGAGGGUCAGCUGCACGCCCUGACAGAGUACAUAAACGGCGGCAGCUUGGAGCAGCUGAUUAUGUCCAGGCACACGCCCCUUCCUCAUCUGGUCAGAAUGAAUCUGGCGAGGGACGUGUCCCGCGGCAUGACGUACCUGCACAGCCGCGGGAUCUUCCACCGGGACCUGACCUCGAAGAACGUGCUGAUCAAGAAGGACGACAACACGUCGGAGUUGAUGGCGGUAGUCGGUGAUUUCGGGCUGGCGGCGAAGAUCCCGGAUCCGAGCUCAGGGUUCAGGCUGAGCACGGUAGGCAGUCCUUACUGGAUGUCGCCCGAGUGCUUGAAGGGCCAAUGGUACGACCACAGAUCCGAUGUAUUCUCGUUCGGGAUCGUGGUCUGCGAGCUGAUCGGACGUGUGCCGGCCGAUCCGGACGUUCUGCCACGCUCGGAUAACUUUGGCCUCGAUUACCUGGCCGUGGCUGAGAUAUGCGCGGCAGCUGAUCCGCCGCCAGCCUUCCUUCAACUUGCCUUCUAUUGUUGUACGUACGAGCCAAAAUCGAGGCCAACCUUCCCGGAGAUCACGUCCAGUCUGGACACCAUGAUCGUUAAUUACGAGGAAGAGUUGAAAAGCAACAUCGGAAAGCCUCAGUCCGUGGAUCCUGCUCUGAUGUCUAGCAUGGACGAGAUAACGCGAGAGGGACGGACAAUGAAGCGGAAGACCGCUCGUCUGCGAAGUCAAUCGGCGGACGCGAGAGGCUGUCACAACGCGACGCCCUCUGAAAAGGCUAGGUGUCAUUCCGCGAGGCGGGUGGCCGAGCUAGCCAGCAGAAGGGACCCGCAUUACAGGCCCAUGACGGCGAAUCCGUUCCACGCGCUGGGCGGUGUCAAGAAAAUCCUUGGCAAUCUGUUCUCCAGCUGUUUAGAACUGCCGUCUCUCGAGGACGUCAGGCCGAGCGUCAUCGAUGCGAUCGGGAAGUUCAAACCAGCGCAGAAUGACAGUAUCGCCAAGAUCUUGGACAGGAAGAAACCGAACUCGGAACCGAGUAGUCCGACUGCUAGGAAGAAGUGGGAGAGAAAGGUGGCCACGAAGGCGGGCGCAGCCAGCCUAUUCACUCAUCCGCUUUUCCGGGAUGGAUGGGAGCCGCGGCGGCGUGGCAGCUGCGAGUCUGGCUUCUGGAGCUGCGUGGGCGAAGAUCUCAGCCCCGAGCCUCCCAAUCGUCGGCACACCUCCACGCUGAGCAGCUCCGCCGCGAGUAGUCUGUUCCUUUUGGACGAUCACCGGACCAGCUCGAUCUAUACCGACUCGUCCGAAGAUAUCGCGAGUCUCGGUGGCGGUGACUCGUGCUGGGAGGACAGACUGGGUGGCAUCGGGUCUUCCAGUAAAACGAUCUCGAAGAUCGUCGAAUACUUCGAGAGGAAGCAGGCGGGCAGUUUCCGGCUCGCCGAUCACGAUGCCGGUUCUAGUAGGUUAACAUUGUUGAAAGCGAGCUUAGAGGGUCCCGUUCCUCUGUGCAGUAUGUCCGCUGCGCAGAGGUUAGUCGUUUGCGAGGGCGCGGUACGCAGCAAGUUGCCCCUGUUCGAUAAGAAGUGAUACGAGUCGUCGUUAGAGUUUCUUGGCUCGCCGAAGAUACUCGUGGCGGUGCGCGCGUGACGAAGCGCGACGCAUCGGGAUUAAGAGGAAUGGGUAUGUACGAUUGGAGUACUCCGUACGGUCUGUAAAAAGUUGAAUGAUCCGGUAUCGCGCGGAAGACGAGCUGAGACCGAGAAGCCGUUAUAUAUUUUUAUUGGACUUCAUGACGGAGAUGGUGCAGCGGAUGCAAGGUCAGUAUUAAUGAUCAUCGGGUUGGAGUUCAAUGAAAAUAUAAUGAAACACGCGUUCAGCGGACGCUUCUCUAAAAUCUAGUAACCCGACUGUGAUGUUUUUUGAUAAUCUACAUACAUUAUUGACCCCAACGACUAUGUUCGACGAAGCUGUCCGACGAGGGGUUCGUCUUUCGCGCGUUGUUCCGUCGUCAGUGCACUUUAAAAAAAAAUCUUUACCUACUCGCCGCAAUAGAUUAGACGGAUUUUAAACAGUUUCCUUCGAUUUAGAUAUGCCAAAAAAUAAUGAUAAUGUCAAUGGAACGAUUUCGCGCGAUAACGGGACGUUUAACUUUCGUUGUAGAGUACAUAAAAAAAUUUGUUCAAACGCGCCGGUUCAGAUGUUUACAGUGACGAGGGAUUGAGAGAAGCAAUAGACACACGUUUAGUUCCAGACUGCGGCAAAUUGAAUGCCAGUAGACGAAGGAAAAAAUAAACGCUGCUCACGUUCUUACCUUUUGCAGUGCCUCGCAGUUCCUAGUUAGCCACCUCCGUCCUUAUCCCACACGUAAACCGACUUUUUGUCACUAAACGACGAUCAGAAAAGAAAUCAUUCUAUCCCAAACGGUUCCCUCCUUUGAUUAAUUCGUGUUCGAGUUCACUUUUAACGCCGAUAUCGGAGUUGCAAAUGCGUGAACUUUGCGUUGAGAAACGAAGACGAGAACAAUGUACAAGAAAAAGCGGCACCGUUCAUUUUUACUUUUAUGGAUUUUAAUUAUAUUUUAUUCGCGAGAACUUUUAGAGAAUAGUAUUUUACGAAUACCAUUGAAUCCAUGUUUUUCGAACUGUUUUUUAAUUUUCUAGAAAAAAGUGCCGUCUUUUCGCGUACAGCGUUGAGAGUAAUUUGGCGUGUGAAGUUCGUCAGGGCCUACGCUGUGCUUAUACGAGUUUUUAAAGUAACGCUUCCGCUCGCGCGGGAGAUACUUCCCCAAGGCGCGAUGAUACCGUCGCGCCUCGUAGAUUAGUACUCAGGAUGCGAGACAAGACAUAUAAUAUAUUUUGUUGAAAGAGAUAUCAUGUCCUGAAUACAUAUUUUUGUUGAUACGAGAGAACAAUUGGGACCGACGUUGAUGGUCCCGCGCACUCUGAAUUAAUCGAGAGAAAGCGAGUGCGAGAAUGAAAGAGCAAACGAAACUGAUCUAGUCAGUGUAUUAUCGUGGCGGCCUUAUCUUUUGUAUGUCGUAGCGCUAAUAACUUAAGUGUUCCAAGGAAAGUUAACAAACGAGCAAAAGUACACGGCAACCCGUUCAAAACCACGAAUCGUGGUAGUUAACAAAUUAGCGAACGAACCGGUAACGAUACGUCGACAGAAGGGCAAAUGGAACGGAUUGUGAAUGAUUUCUUGAGUGCGUGAGAAUUUACGAAGUUUAGGAAAAGCGCCUUCGAGUUCGUGUCUCUAUCGCACCGUAUAUUACUUAGUUAUAGGUAAAAUUGGGGUUCGUUGAUACAGAUAUGAACUCGAUGCGGUACGCGAAGUGUGUCAGUCUUUGAUAUUCACGCAGAUACAGUUUCCCGAUAUGUAUUACUUUUAAUCUUGGACUAACUCCAACUUUAAAUCGGACGCUUUAAUUUAUUAUUCAAUUCGACGCGUCGCACCGAUAAAUUAAAUUUCAAUUUUGAUUAUUCCUCGGAAGACUGUGUGUGCGUGGAUGAGAAUUUGUGUAACUAAUAAUUAAAAUAUGUAUUCGCUCGCGUGAAUCGUAUGGUCGCCGUCUCGAAGGUGGCCGGACGAGUCGAACCAAAUUUCUACUAGAAAUAAUACACUACUAUACCUUUUUACUUGUCAGAGUUCGUUCACGGGUUCUACUUGAUAAGACUGCGUGUUUGUUAAAUAAUAUGUAUGUAAGUAGUAGGUCCCGAUGUAAGUUCGCAGUCCCUUCUUCCUUGCCUAAUGGAACGCACCAUACGUCGUCCACGAACCAGAAGAUUCUUCCUUUUUAUCUUUCCGAACCCCCUUUGGUUUUCAAGAGUAUCGAUCGACGGCCCCCGUUUUCUUAACUUUCAGUCUUCCCCGUUUGAGACGAAACCACUCUGUACCUGUUAUUUUCGCAGUCGAUCGUUAUCUAGAAGAACGAUGCGUUCUGCUUCGAUACGUCAAUCGGUACCUGAAGAUACAUUGAAGCUAGGACUGCGAAUCAAGUAAUUAUUUUUAAUAGUUCGCGGACAUAUCAGGAGUUGGGCAUAUCCUGAAGAAUUUCGUUUCUCGUGUGAAAGGAUGAGAAAGAAAGGUAAGGAUUUCUGUAUGUGUAUGAGUGGUAGAGAGAGAUAGAGAGAGAGAGAGACAAUGAUUAAUAAGAGGGUACGCUGGAGAUGCAAGACCGAGAGGCGCAUUUUUAUGAAGAGGGUUAUUUAUUUUAAGUAAAAACAGGUAUAUUAUAGAUACAGAGAGAAGUCCACACUUAAAUCGUCUCUUCCAAUACUUUUUUCGAUUGCACGUCCGCGUGAUCGAACGUGGCACGCGUGGACAACUAGCUGUACAUAUUAUUAUUACAAACGAAAGAAAGGAAAUGUAAUAAUACUAUUUCUUCGUGUCGCGAUUCCAUUCGGUCAACAUCGUUACGCUAUACAAAAUGGGACUUUACGUACUUAUGAUCAUUCGAUAUAAAUAAAACACUUGCGAUGGGAGAAAACCACGGAUGACGAUGAUAAUAACAAUUCUAAUAAACUAAGAAUUAAUAACGGUAACGAAUGCGAGAGAAAAGAGAAAGAUUUCAGCGAAUCUAUAUAUAUUAUAUUAUAUAUAUUGUAAAAAAAUUCCUAUAUACAAAAAAUAAAGUUAAGGAUGCAAUUUUUACCAAAA
Messenger RNA from Ceratina calcarata, 7146 nucleotides. RefSeq names its product serine/threonine kinase (gene cdi). Lineage: Eukaryota; Metazoa; Arthropoda; Insecta; Hymenoptera; Apidae. Gene Ontology annotation, molecular function: protein serine/threonine kinase activity; ATP binding. The coding region runs from base 1144 to 4077 and encodes 977 amino acids. The record is from RefSeq and is a predicted model, not a curated record. The transcript is spliced from 6 exons. Gene Ontology annotation, biological process: actin cytoskeleton organization; protein phosphorylation. Gene Ontology annotation, cellular component: nucleus; cytoplasm.